AGGCAGGCUCUGUGCUCCACUGGUCUAUGCCUGGAAUCCCCAGGGCUUAGUGAGUGUCCUUCUGCUCCAGGGCUCAGAGAGAGCGAGGCACUUGCCCAAGGUUACAAGGCCUGCCUGCAGUGACCGAGGCCCUUAGCCACCGCCGGAGGAGCUUGGACUUUUAUCCUGCAGGCCAAGGGGAGCCACAGAAGGGUUUUUAAAGUAGGGGACAGCAUGUGCCUUUAAAAAAAUAGUUUUUUAUUUUUAGAAAGAGAAACUCCCAGAAUGGCUAAUACUUAACUUGGGGGCCUGAAUCAUCCUCAGGGAAGUUGGACUUUGUGGGUGGGGCAAGUAAGGGGCUGCCUAGAGCCACUCAAGUCCUUCCAUCGUGUGAGGUGGGUACUGGCACCUCAUUCAUACCUGCCGGGGCUGCGGCCCAGCCAGGGGCAUGGGGAGCCCACAGCGGUGUUCCUGUUCCCCACACCACCCCGCUGGAAAUGCCACUGGUCUGGAGUCAGGAGGGAAGGCUGUGUGCCCCGUCCACCCCCCAUGGCUGUUGGAGGGUACCAGCCCUGUGCCCAGGGGAGGAGAGCCAGAGGAGGUGCUUUGUGGCAGCCCCAGACCAGGAAGUAGCCAUGGCCCUCCCCCUCCUGAGGCAUUUCCUCCAGAUGAAAUCACAUCCCCAGCAGGGGAACAGGCCCCCAUUGUGAAGGCUGGGGUCUCAAGAGAAAGGGUGCCUUUCAGGUCCUUAAAAAUAGCAGCCCUGAGAUGUCUGAAUCCACAUGGAGUGGAGUGGCCCACCCACCCCCAGCAGCAGCAUGGGCCCUGGCCCCCCGCCCCUCACCGUGACCUGUUGGUGACCAGCUGGAAAGUCCACUCACCCAGGCAGGGGAGGGCAGCUGGUCUAGCAGAGGGCUCAUACACCACCCCUACCCCCACCCUGAGACCAGUGCUGGCAUUAUCCAGCCUGGCUGGGGCCUCCGCGGAUGGUUUCUCACAUGGUCCUCACCAGAACCUUAACAGGUCUGGCCUGAUGAGUAUGGGUGCGGAGCUACGGUGCCUCUGCAGGGACCAGGCUGACCAGCCUCUCAGUGACUUCAGCUGUGUGAGGGGCCCUGAGCCCCGUAUUUUUAAGGCUGUGCCCACUGGCCAGGGGAGACUUGGCCACUUCCUUCCCAAGUGAUGCUGGUCUCCAUUUCCCCGGAGUCGUCACUGGGGAGAGGAGGACUUGCCACCAGCCCUGGACCAGGUGCCAUGAGGUGAGCACCAGGCCCGCUGAGCCUCUGCAGAGCUGCCAGCCAUGCCCGGGAUCGUGGUGUUCCGGCGGCGCUGGUCUGUGGGCAGCGAUGACCUCGUCCUGCCGGCUAUCUUCCUCUUCCUCCUGCACACCACCUGGUUUGUGAUCCUGUCCGUGGUGCUCUUUGGCCUGGUCUACAACCCGAAUGAGGCCUGCUCCCUGAACCUGGUGGACCAUGGCCGCGGCUACCUGGGCAUCCUGCUGAGCUGCAUGAUCGCCGAGAUGGCCAUCAUCUGGCUGAGCAUGCGCGGGGGUAUCCUCUACACGGAGCCCCGUGAGUCCAUGCAGUACGUGCUCUACGUGCGCCUGGCCAUCCUGGUGAUCGAGUUCAUCUAUGCCAUCGUGGGCAUCGUCUGGCUCACUCAGUACUAUACCUCCUGCAACGACCUCACUGCCAAGAACGUCACCCUCGGGAUGGUCGUCUGCAACUGGGUGGUCAUCCUCAGUGUCUGCAUCACUGUCCUCUGCGUCUUUGACCCCACGGGCCGCACUUUUGUCAAGCUGAGAGCCACCAAGAGGAGGCAGCGCAACCUGCGGACCUACAACCUGCGGCACCGCUUAGAGGAGGGUCAGGCUACCAGCUGGUCACGCCGGCUCAAAGUGUUCCUCUGCUGCACUCGGACGAAGGACUCCCAGUCAGAUGCCUACUCAGAAAUUGCCUACCUCUUUGCUGAGUUUUUUCGAGACCUCGACAUCGUGCCCUCUGACAUCAUCGCUGGCCUGGUGCUGCUCCGGCAGCGGCAGCGGGCCAAGCGUAAUGCCGUGCUGGAUGAGGCAAACAAUGACAUCUUGGCCUUCCUCUCCGGGAUGCCAGUGACCAGAAACACCAAGUACCUCGACCUCAAGAACUCGCAAGAGAUGCUCCGCUACAAAGAGGUCUGCUACUACAUGCUCUUCGCCCUGGCCGCCUAUGGGUGGCCCAUGUACCUGAUGCGGAAGCCCGCCUGCGGCCUCUGUCAGCUGGCACGCUCCUGCUCAUGCUGCCUGUGCCCCACCCGGCCCCGAUUUGCCCCCGGAGUUACCAUUGAGGAAGACAACUGCUGUGGCUGCAAUGCCAUUGCCAUCCGGCGCCACUUCUUGGAUGAGAACAUGACCUCAGUAGACAUCGUCUACACGUCCUGCCAUGAUGCGGUCUAUGAAACCCCCUUCUACGUGGCAGUGGACCAUGACAAGAAGAAGGUGGUGAUCAGUAUCCGGGGAACCCUGUCCCCCAAGGACGCCCUGACUGACCUGACUGGGGAUGCUGAGCGCCUCCCAGUGGAGGGGCACCACGGCACCUGGCUGGGACACAAGGGAAUGGUCCUCUCGGCUGAGUACAUCAAGAAGAAGCUGGAGCAGGAGAUGGUCCUGUCCCAGGCCUUCGGGCGAGACCUGGGCCGUGGAACCAAACACUAUGGCCUGAUUGUGGUGGGCCACUCCCUGGGUGCAGGCACCGCUGCCAUCCUUUCCUUCCUCCUGCGGCCCCAGUACCCCACCCUCAAGUGCUUCGCCUACUCCCCACCAGGAGGCCUGCUGAGUGAGGAUGCCAUGGAGUACUCCAAGGAAUUCGUGACGGCGGUGGUGCUGGGCAAAGAUCUCGUCCCCAGGAUCGGCCUCUCCCAGCUGGAAGGCUUCCGCAGGCAGCUCCUGGAUGUCCUGCAGCGAAGCACCAAGCCCAAAUGGCGAAUCAUUGUGGGGGCCACCAAAUGCAUCCCCAAGUCGGAGCUGCCUGAGGAGGUAGAGGUGACCACCCUGGCCAGCACACGGCUCUGGACGCACCCCAGCGACCUGACCAUCGCCCUGUCAGCCAGCACCCCUCUCUACCCGCCCGGCCGCAUCAUCCACGUGGUCCAUAACCACCCUGCGGAGCAGUGCUGCUGCUGUGAACAGGAGGAGCCCACGUACUUCGCCAUCUGGGGUGACAACAAGGCCUUCAAUGAGGUGGUCAUCUCGCCAGCCAUGCUGCAUGAGCAUCUCCCCUACGUGGUCAUGGAGGGGCUCCACAAGGUGCUAGAGAAUUACAACAAGGGGAAGACAGCCCUGCUCUCUGCAGCUAAGGUCAUGGUGAGCCCCACCGAGGUGGAUCUGACUCCUGAGCUCAUCUUCCAGCAGCAGCCACUGCCCACAGGGCCACCCGUGCCUGCCGGCCUCGCCCAGGAGCUGCCCACUGGAGACCACCGAAACAGCGUCAGGAGCAAGUCCCAGUCUGAUCUGAGCCUGGAGGGCUUCUCGGAGGGGUGGCUGCUGUCCCCAGCGGCCACAGCCGCUGCAGCCCGCCAGGACCCCGUGGAGCUGCUCCUGCUGUCCACCCAGGAGCGGCUGGCGGCAGAGCUGCAGGCCCGGCGGGCGCCGCUGGCCACCAUGGAGAGCCUCUCGGACACGGAGUCCCUGUACAGCUUUGACUCCCGCCGCUCCUCGGGCUUCCGCAGCAUCCGCGGCUCGCCCAGCCUCCACGCCGUGCUGGAGCGCGACGAGGGCCACCUCUUCUACAUCGACCCUGCCAUCCCCGAGGAAAACCCGUCCCUGAGCUCACGCACGGAGCUGCUGGCGGCCGACAGCCUGUCCAAGCACUCGCAGGACACGCAGCCCCUGGAGGCCGCCCUGGGCAGCGGGGGCGCCACCCCGGAGCGGCCCCCCAGCGUGGUGGCCAAUGAGGAGGAGGGAGAGGAGGGCGGGGGGGCGGACGGGGGGGCCCCCCAAGGGGAGCUGGCGCUGCACAACGGGCGCCUGGGGGACUCGCCCAGCCCUCAGGUGCUGGAGUUCGCGGAGUUCAUCGACAGCCUCUUCAACCUAGACAGCAAGAGCAGCUCCCUCCAGGACCUCUACUGCAUGGUGGUGCCCGAGAGCCCCACCAGCGACUACACCGAGGGCCCCAAGUCCCCCAGCCAGCAAGAGAUCCUGCUCCGCGCCCAGUUCGAGCCCAAUCUGGUGCCCAAGCCCCCGCGGCUCUUCACCAGCUCUGCCGACCCCUCCUCCGGCAUCUCGCUCUCGCCCUCCUUCCCGCUCAGCUCCUCGGGUGAGCUCAUGGACCUGACGCCCUCGGGCCUCAGCAGCCAGGAGUGCCUGGCAGCGGACAAGAUCCGGACUUCGACCCCCACCAGCCAUGGGGCCAGCCCUGCCAAGCAGGAUGACUUGGUCAUCUCGGCACGCUAGCACCCAGGAGCAGCCCCGCUGAGGCCCAGGCCCCAGCAGGUGGCCCUGCAGGCUUCUGAUGGCUGCCCCCAGGACUGGGCAGCCUUGAGGAGAGGCCCCCAGGGGCCAGUUUAGCCUCAGGCAUGGGGCACUGCUGCUGAGCUGGGGGUCCGUAUCCCUACCUCAGCUUAGGACCCCCAGAACCAAGGCAGCUGGGAUGUGGGCCCUUCGGAUAGGAGAGGAAUGUGGAGUGGGGAGGAGCCUGAGGCAGCCUGCCAGGUGGGCAGGGCAGCACUCCACCCUCUCAGUCUGACUGUGCCCCACAGGGGCAGCCUGGCAUCCCCCAUUCCAGGACAGGCAACGGGCAUGCCAUCAUCACUCCAUCACUGCCCUCUAGCAGCUUUCCCAGGACCAAGAUGGAGAGCAGCCCCCAUCCCACGUAUUCUCAUCUGUGGUCCAGGCUGGCAUCUGCCCUGGCCACCCCCCAGAUCUGGUGCCUGCUGGCCAGCCCCCUGGGGUGACCUCCCACCAAGGUGGUCUGCAGUGCUGUGUAUGUUUACAGAAGCUGCUGGGCUGGGCUCAGGAUGUUUCCUGGGCUUACAGGCCCUGCUCCCCAAUCACAAGUUCAGUAGCCCCCUGUCUGAGCAGGGCAGGGACCAGCCUCCACGAGGCCCAAGGCAGCCAUGGGGCCAGGAGGGGCCCGGAGGAGGAUGGGGUCAGGCCUGCCCCUUCUCUGCUUGGUGCCCCUCAUGCUGAUUCCCUCUGUCAAUGGGUUGUGGGCACCCGGGCCUGCCCCACCCUCCCAUUACUUCCCAGCUAGCCUUCUACCCCAAGGGAUCCUGGCCACUCAAAGGGUGUGUUCACCCCGGCUGCAGAGCCAGUGCCCUGGGGGAAGGAGGGCAGCCAAAUCCCUCUUCCUCUGAGGGUCCCAUGUAAGCCCUUUAUAUCACCUCCCCACUCCCCCAUGCCCAGGCAGCCCCAGGCCCUAGGAUCUGAAACCAAACGCGCCGCCACUCCCCUCAGCAGCCUCUCCUUGCUGGUCUGGGCUCUGUCCUGGGAACAGGAUUUUCUUCCCUCCCACCCUCAGUAUUCCUGUUGGCAGGAAGUAGGGCCAAGAGUGGAGUAUUGUGGGGUCUGGAUGGAAACGCUCUGCUCAGUGCCGGGGGGAGUGGGCCCAGUGGGGCUGAGGGCUGUGGGCUGUCCUGUUUAGCCUGAGACCUCCAGAGCUCCCACUUGGGUUCCUUUCCUGAUGGGUCAGAAAAGAGCUGAGAGGUGGAGACCAGCCUUUCCCCAGAGGCCGACUGGGGAAGAUUGUGCAUGCUGGCAUGGGGCAUGUGUGCAUGUGCGUGAGUGAGCGCCACCCCUGGGGAAGGAGCUGCCGGGCACCCACCCCACGCUCCCACCCUUGCCUGCCCACUGUCUCUUCCCAGCCUGCCAGGAAGACUAGCAAAUGUGAUGGGGGCCUGUGGGUGGGUGCAUUGGGGGCGUGGGGGUAGCACAGGACAGUGCAGUUUCGGACAUUGGCUGUCUCCCUCAUCUCACCUGCUGCUCUAACCCCUGGUGUAGAAAACGGGCAAGUGCUGAGGUAUUGCCUGCCUGCUUGUGCCUUGUCUCCUUGGAGGCGUGCUGCCCCAGCCCUGGCCAUGGCCUCCCCAGGUCUGCUAGGUUCCCCUGACCAAGACCCACAUCUCAUGAUCACUGGCAUCUGUGGCCUGCGUCCUGACCUCUACCCCACACCCAGCUGGGACUGGCCCAGAUUCUGCCCUGGGACGCCUGGCCACCCUGACGGAUGAAAGCAGAGACCUGGGAGCCGGCCCUCCCUCACUCUCUGACUCCCACCCCUCCCCUGACUCCAGGACCCUGCCCUAGCCGAGGGCCCCGGCUGCUGGCAUAGCCUAGGCCCAGCACAGAAGCAGGACAGAAUCAGUGACUCUUAGAGUUAAAAAAAAAAAGAGAAAUCAUAAAUCAGAGUUAAGUUCCAGCAGGCCCCCCCACAUCCCCACCCCACCCCCCUGCCAACAGCAAGGAGAGACUCGGUGUCUGGCCUUUUAAUUCCUCUUCUGCCAGGGUGAUUCCUGGGACCUCUAAGGGGGCAUGGCACCCACUAAGGCCCAGGACUGAGCCAUCAGGGACAGACUCCCCACCCCCAAGUCUGCCACCACACCGGGUUACAGGCUUGGGGCUGGGGCAGGCUUGGACUCAGCCCUGGAUGCCCCAGGUCAGCCCAUCCCUAAGCUGCCCUCUCCCCGCCCUGCCCCUGAAGGAUAGGCCUGCUCUGGGUCUCUCCCCUCCUCCCCACACUGCAACUGGGGGGUCUGAGCCACCCCCUGAGUCCAGCUCUGCUCAGACUGACCCCUACUCUGUCCCCCACACCUGCAGCACAAGCUUCCCAGCUGUGUGCUGGUCUGUCCUCCCAGGCGCCUGGGUGACCUCCAUAUGCAAUCGGUAGCGAGCAGCCAGGCCCCACAGACACUCACGCACUCUACAUGCCAUUCUCCUAUGAUGUUUUUUGUACUUAAUGUAUGAAAGAUCCAAACUAAUAUUGCUGUAAAAAGGAGAGACAAAUUAAUAUAGCUUAUUCUAUAAAUAUAUCUGUAUAUAAAGGUUUCUGUAUAUUGUAUAGAGCUGUGUAUAAACUGGAUGUAGAAGCACA
This is a messenger RNA of Manis pentadactyla (Chinese pangolin), 7040 nucleotides long. RefSeq names its product diacylglycerol lipase alpha (gene DAGLA). The record is from RefSeq and is a predicted model, not a curated record. The coding region runs from base 1280 to 4408 and encodes 1042 amino acids. The transcript is spliced from 22 exons. Gene Ontology annotation, biological process: lipid metabolic process. Lineage: Eukaryota; Metazoa; Chordata; Mammalia; Pholidota; Manidae. Gene Ontology annotation, cellular component: dendrite membrane; postsynaptic membrane.